Aspergillus eucalypticola CBS 122712 is the source of this 2349-nucleotide messenger RNA. RefSeq names its product WD40 repeat domain-containing protein. NCBI's taxonomy places the organism in Eukaryota, Fungi, Ascomycota, Eurotiomycetes, Eurotiales, Aspergillaceae. The transcript is spliced from 4 exons. Bases 224 to 2044 code for a protein of 606 amino acids. Gene Ontology annotation, molecular function: protein binding. The record is from RefSeq and is a predicted model, not a curated record. Gene Ontology annotation, cellular component: mRNA cleavage and polyadenylation specificity factor complex.
CGACAAUCAAACCAAGCGCUGCUCCUGCUCCUGCUGCAUGCACGACAUGGUCGAUUGGCUCUAGCUGGGGAUCUUACCACCAGGUUGAGCAUCGGCUAGCUGUCAUUGCUUCCUCCUGUUUGCCUCCCCUGUCAUGCUAGCGACUGUCUCUCCCAUUCUUCCGUCAUCCUUUCUUUCUUCCUUGUAAACCUACUACCUGCGUGCGGCAGUGCGCUUUGUCGCAAUGGCUUUUUACGACGACCCUGGGAAUGAUGCCCAGCCAUUUGGGAGGCCUCCGAAAUCCUACGAAGGGGGAAUUGCUGGACCGCGACGACCGAGACUCGUGACAGACUAUGGAUCAUCGAUGGUACAAUGGAUACGCACACGGAAGCCUCGCUAUAAGGGUGGUCAUCAGAUUGAGGUGGAAAGGCCUAGUGCAAGCUAUGUUGUGGAUAUGCUCCCACCUCUUGCCCGAGUUCAUUCUCCAGCGGACACUAUCCCGGUGCGGCAUUUACAUCAGUCAAUCGGAAAAUCGAAGAAACCGAUCACUGUCGUACGAUGGACACCGGAAGGAAGGCGCCUGCUGACGGGAGGACAUACGGGCGAAUUCAUGCUCUGGAAUGGCACUGCCUUCAACUUCGAAACAGUCAUGGAUGCACAUUACGACCAGCUGCAAGCUGGAGUCACUUCCUUAGCUUGGUCUCACAGUCACGACUGGUUGAUAUCCGGAGGACAGAAGGGUGACGUGAAGUAUUGGCGACCUAACUUUAACAACGUCGAGACGAUCGAUGACGCACAUCACGAUGCUGUUCGCGAUUUAGCUUGGUCACCCAGUGAUACUAAAUUCCUCUCCGCAUCCGACGACACAACACUGAAGAUUUUCGAUUUCACUGCAAGAACUUGCGAUACCGUUCUUACCGGUCACAAUUGGGAUGUCAAAUCCUGCGACUGGCAUCCCACCAAAGGUCUGCUUGUGUCUGGGUCCAAAGACCACCAAGUCAAGUUCUGGGAUCCUCGCACAGCAAGAUGCUUAACAACGCUCCAUAGUCACAAGAAUACCGUCACAGCGACGAGGUUCUCCCGCGUAAACAAUAACCUUCUAGCUACAUCAUCUCGGGAUCAAACGGCGAGAGUCUUUGACUUGCGCAUGAUGCGAGAUAUUUGUAUCCUCCGAGGCCAUGAGAAGCCCGUCUCCUCUCUAACAUGGCACCCGAUCCACAGCUCUCUCAUAUCCACUGGUAGUGAGGAUGGCUCUCUAUAUCACUAUUUACUUGAUGAACCAAAUUUGCCCUCCGGCCAGAUCCCUACAAUUGCGCCAUAUGACAGCAACGACCCGGCUAACACGCCGGCGCAGGUGAUAUACCCUGCCCACAAGGUACAAUACGCGCAUGGUGCCACCAUCUGGUCCCUCGAUUGGCAUCCUCUUGGUCACAUUCUUGCAUCCGGAUCUAAAGAUAACUUCACGCGGUUCUGGUCCCGUGCCAGACCUGGGGAGACUAGUUACAUGAAGGACAGGUUCCACAUCGGAGAAGAAGCGGCGGAAGCCCAGGGUACAUGGAGCCGGGGCUUCGGACGGCGGCAGAUGCGUGAAGAGGAAGAACAAGAACUUCAGGAUGAGGCGGAGAGCUUGGUCGACCAAAAGAAACCGGCCGGUAUGUCGUCUCUUCCUGGAAUUCAAUUCGCACCACCUGGCGCCGCACCACAGCCAGACGGGAUGGGUUCGAUACUGCCCGGGAUUGGGGCUCCCCAGCCCCCACCCCAGCCGGGGUUUUCCACUUCUAUGCCACAGAUGGAUCCUGGGCGUUUAGCAGCUCUUCUGUCCAGCCAACCGCCCCCUCAGCCGAACAAUUUCCCUCCCACGACUGGAUUGCCCGGGUUUCCCAUGCACCCUGCUAUGUCGGGGACACCUCCGGUGAACGUUGACUUGGCGGAACUACAGAAGCAGCUUCUUUCUCAAGGAAUAUCGCUGCCCCAGAACUUCCCGCCGCCAAACUUUCCUGGCAUGCCCGGGGGGCUUCCCGGCUUGCAAGGGAGCAGUACGCCCGAUCACGGAUAUGGAAGAUGAUUCCAGAUGCGGCAUCUAGUGCUCAAAAGCUCGGUUGGCUCAUAUAAAUGGCGUAAUACCAGGUCGCUCGGUUGCUGGCGUGGCCUCAAUAACUUUCGGCGAACAUUAUGUAUGUAUUAUAGUCGGUUUCGACGAGAUUCUGCGCUCUUGGCCAUAAUAAGACGAACAUACUGUCCGUGAGUACCUGUUAUCGACACGGCAGGUAAGGGAAUGUGAGGGAUUGUGAUGUGGCCAUGAAGACAUCCCGAUUCGUCUUCGGUCAUAGUCCUCCUGGGAUAGGGAAGCUAGAUAGGAUAAGGACCAAC